UUUUUUCCUUCUUCCUAGAAAAUUUACUUUGGUCUUUUACAAAUUUUCAUCUGAGAAAUCUGCUAGAUUAGAAAUUGUGGUCAAGAAAACCAAUUAAAAUCCCAUGCUUAAUGGUAAGUUUCCAAGGAAGAAAAGAAUACCUGUCUUCCCCCACAAGGCACUUAAUUGAGUUCCAAACCAGACAACACAUGCAAGGUAUAUUUAACCUUGCUUGUACUAGGUUUCUUCCUUUUCAAAUAAGCACCAACCAACCACUCUGAUUAGUUGAUAACAAAGCAUUUGCUAAUAAAAGGGAAGUUAGAGAUCAGAAAAUUCUUAUAUUUCUUCCUAUAGAAUGGAAACUUUGAUGAAGCAGAUAAGAACGAAAUUAACUGGUGCAGAGGAGAAGAAUAAAGCUGAUCUGGGUGGCAGCAGGGAUCAGAAAGUUACAACACUGAAAACCCCAUCCUUCAAAGAUAAGAAAAAGGCUCAGAAUUGGUUUCAGAGACAAUUUUCAAGAACCAUGAGUCAUGAUUAUGACGCAGAAAUGGAGCUUGCCACAGCAGUAGCUGCUGCUGCAUUCGCAAUUUUUUCACUAGAGGGUUCACUAAUUCCACAGCAAAAGAAAAAGAGGGAGACACCUUUGACCAGAGGCAAAAGCAAAGUGGAUGAUACAAAACCUCCAAUUUCUCAGUUUGGUGGCACAUCAAGGCAGUUCUCAGGGUUUAAAAAUGACCAAAGUAACAAUGCUACAGUGGAUUUGAAGAGGCCUGAAAAAACCAUGACCCCUGCACCAUCAAUGAGGAGGAGUUCAACUUUUGGUGAAAAGGUGAAGAGUAGCACUGAUGGUAAAAAACCUGAGAUCCAAGCCCCAAAAAGGACUACAACUUUUGGUGAUGAGCACUCGGUGAACACUGGUGAAAUAAAACCUGAGACCCCACUACCAAGAGUUGCUCCACCAGUUCAUCAGCAAAUGCCUUUAAGGCCACCGCCACCUCCAUUGCCACCACCGCCACCGCCACCAAUCAGGCAGACUUCAGCAAGACCAGGUACCAAUGGAACAAAAGCAGAUGCCUGGGAGAGGGAGGAGUUGGAAAAGAUCAAAGAAAGGUACGAGAAGUUGUUGGAAACGAUAGAUUCAUGGGAAAAGAGGAAGAAGGCGAAAGCAAUACGCAAGCUAAAUAAGCAUCAGCAUAGUGAAAGUGAACGGAAAAGGGCGAAAGUGUUGAAGAAAUAUCAAGAUAAGAUGAACUAUAUUAGUCAAAUUGCAGGGGGAGCAAGAGCACAAGCAGAGGAAAGACGAAGGAGUGAAGUGCUCAAAGCAAAAGAGAAGGCAAAUAUAAUUAGAACAACGGGCAAAAUUCCAGGGCCAUGCUCUUGCUUCUAACAACACCAAUUAUAUAUAUGUACAUAUUACAUAACAUCACUAAUUAAAGUUUGGGUAUAACAAAAAGAAUAUGUAAUUAAUUAUUUGUUUUACAAUUCUGUGAUUUCUAACUGUAAAGCUCUCUUUACACA
Messenger RNA from Glycine soja, 1497 nucleotides. RefSeq names its product remorin 1.4-like. Lineage: Eukaryota; Viridiplantae; Streptophyta; Magnoliopsida; Fabales; Fabaceae. The record is from RefSeq and is a predicted model, not a curated record. The transcript has 6 exons. The coding region runs from base 335 to 1366 and encodes 343 amino acids.